Cicer arietinum (chickpea) is the source of this 950-nucleotide messenger RNA. RefSeq names its product probable isoaspartyl peptidase/L-asparaginase 2. The record is from RefSeq and is a predicted model, not a curated record. Gene Ontology annotation, molecular function: hydrolase activity. Lineage: Eukaryota; Viridiplantae; Streptophyta; Magnoliopsida; Fabales; Fabaceae.
AGAUUAGUUAUAUCUUACGAAUUAUAAUUUCGAUUCUUAUUUCCACUAUUCCUUUCCUUCUCUCGCAAUUCCUUUUCCCUAAAACAACACUACAAUAAUAUAAAGAAUAAGAAAAGGUUGGCAGUGUUGUUUUUGUUAUUUGUUCUGUAAAUGGCGACUGCGGCAGCGGCUGCUGCUCCCAACAAGGGUCAGGAACAAGGCAAACCGCAAAAAGGGGUUCAGUUGCCUUCUAAACCACUACCUCUUUCUCAAACUGCCGUACACAACGUCCUUCGCCGUGCGCCUCAUCGUCUUCCUCCGUGUGAUGUAGAAAGGUCCUCUCAGACUCCCAUGGCUUGUUCAUUUGAUGCGACAAAAUUAUGGGGAUGGUUAUUGGUAUCAAUUGGGUCUAUUUUCUUUGUUGGUUACUUCUUUCUCGCUCUUAUUUCAAAGCUUCUUCCUCCUUCCAACAUUCCACUCAUCUCUUCCUUUCAAAAUGACUGGUACUAUUGCUUCUUAGUGCCAUUGACUCUCCCUAUAAUUGUGGUUGCUGUGUACUUCCAUUGGCUCAGCAUGAAGAUGUUCAAACAUGCUUAACUUAUUUUCAUCUCAUUUUGAAAGAACUUAAUGUACUCUGUCCAAGCAACCACCGCAGCUAUUGCUGUUUUCUCGUUAGCUCUGCAGGACCAGCAUUCAUCUAACCAACUUUCGGAUCUGACUUUGUGCAUAUCCUUUGGUUCAUCCUGCCAUGAUUUAUGUGUUAUACGCGAUUGAUUGUUGAUAAAGAUUAUUUUUUGUUGAAAAUAUUGUUGAUAGAGAUUAUUAAUAUUUGUUUUACCUUUGAAUCUUGCAUGUAGCCUACCUUCAGGUCUCAUGUCUUGCACAAUUUCUAUUGAGAGUAGUUAUGUAUAUGAUGAACUCAGUCCUUCUAAAAUAAAGGGGUAUUUGAGUAAAUUAUUGAAUUAAACGCA